UUGACGUCAUGAGAGUGGACGUCAUCUUGAAUGAAAAUUUCUAAAUUUUAUUAUUAAAUUAAAUUCAAGAUUUGUAUGACCUGUAUGUUGCGUGCCUGAUAUUUAACUUUAUAAAUUGGAAAAAUAGUAUAGUGAUGUAUAUUUAAUAAAAAAAACCAGUGUAAAUUAAGUGACGCCAUACGCUAUUGUGUCAGUGAUGUAAUUUAGGUGAUUGGGUGGCUUCCUCUCCUAAGUACCACAAUGGAGGAAUCUUCAUUUACUAUUCCAGCUGAUGACAAUGGUGAUACUGAGCUCGAUCCUAGAAUACAGGUUGAAUUGGAGAAACUGAAUGCAGCCACUGACGAAAUUAAUAAGCUCGAGCUGGAAUUAGAUGAGUCAGUAAAAACAUUUCAUCUGCUAUUGAACGAGACUUCGCGUCGGCUGCAGACGCUCAGCAAGCGGUUGGGCAGCUGCGUGGACAGGUCCCGGCCGUACCACAAGGCGGUGGAGGCUGCAGCCGCUGCGAGGACAGACUGCCAGCGAGCCGCGGUGCAGUUUCAACGAGCCAGUGAGCUGCAUGCAGCGGCCAAGGAGACGGUGAGCUUGGCGGAGCAGCGCUUCGUCAGUAAACAGGAUGAGUGGCAGUUCGACAGCAACUGGCAGGAAGUCCUCAACCAUGCCAUCAUCAAGGUUAUGGAUGCAGAAAAAAGAAAGACUGAGAGUGGACGUGAACAUCAAAAGAAAGCUGCGGUAUAUAUCACGGCAGAGAAAAACGUGACUCAGUUAGAGGAGAACUUGAAACGGAGUAUAAUUAAAUCCCGAUUGUAUUUCGAGGAAAAGAAGCUUUGCGAUGAACAGCUCCAGAUGCAGAACGAGAAGAUAGAGAAGUUGCAGCGUCUGAUCGCAGAUGCUAAAUUCCGGUACGCGACAUCACUGAAGGCGUUAGAGGAAAUAUCCGAGGAGAUACACAGACGAAGGGGGGAGUACCCGCCGGGUAAGGACCCUAUACCUGUCGGGCCACGGGAGCCAGGCGUCGGCGCAGAACGGGACCCCGUACAUGAUGAGAAUCAACUGGAACCGAAAGAAUUCGAAAAAGAUGAAGAACCAAGUCUGCAAGAACUGAGGAAGAGAGUGAGAGAACUCGCUCUGAAGCCGAUAGACCGAAGUGAUGUGGACACGGAUGAGGCUUGGACGCAGGAACUGAACGAGACUAUAAACAAAUUGGAUCAGCUGCUCAUGAUGAAGGAGAACAAUCAGCAGAAGAGAUCCAAGUUUACAGCGAGUUCUCCGCGGAACUCGAGCGCUCCUACCACCAGCACGAACACAGCGCAUAGGAACUGUCAGCCGCCGAGCGACAGCUGGAAGACAGAGUCUAACUUGACAAGGACCAAGUCAAUCAGUCGCGAUGUUAUCUUCGAGACUGUGAAUCCUUUAAGUAAGACUGAAAAGUCUAAAAGUAUGAUGUCUUUAGAUGUGUUGGCGUUGGCUCGGGACGCGACUAUGAUGGACCGUGAAUCGUAUUUAAAAGCGGUUAUAGAAGAUAAAUCUCCGACAGGCACUUAUACAGAAAGUAACUCCGAUUGUAACAGUCCUGAUGAUAUCCUGAUGGUGGAAUGUGACUCCAGUGACUCCUUGCAGAAUCCCGUCAUCAGGAUGACGAGCUCCGUCACCGACAGUGAUCACAGCUAAAUUGGCAACUCUGUCAAAUGUCCCAGCGACGUCUGUAAUACAUUUUUAAAUUGUGAUUUUUUUUAUUUUUGUGUACGAUGAGUGAGAUUGAAUUAUUGUAUUGUAAGUCAA
Messenger RNA from Papilio polytes (common Mormon), 1779 nucleotides. RefSeq names its product SH3 domain-binding protein 5 homolog. NCBI's taxonomy places the organism in Eukaryota, Metazoa, Arthropoda, Insecta, Lepidoptera, Papilionidae. Gene Ontology annotation, molecular function: protein kinase inhibitor activity. The coding region runs from base 241 to 1668 and encodes 475 amino acids. Gene Ontology annotation, biological process: intracellular signal transduction; negative regulation of protein tyrosine kinase activity. The record is from RefSeq and is a predicted model, not a curated record. Gene Ontology annotation, cellular component: cytoplasm. The transcript has 6 exons.